AAUCAUGUCUUUGGUGGGAGAAAGACUUUAAUGCAAUGGGAAUAUCCUUUUUUGCUAUUCCAGUCAAUGACGCAAUGAUACGUGAGAUAACUUUUUCACGUGUCAUUGUGUUUUUGGCCAAGGAUAGCAAAACAGUGAUAUCUCUUAUGCAAGUAAAUUUUUUUGCUUUGGUGGGGUUUAUUGGUGAAGUGACAUGCCUUGAAUUCUCGACUAUCCCCACUAGAAUCAUCCAUCCAAUGAAAUAAAAAGGGUUAAUUAGUAUAAUUACACAUCAUACUUUGGCAAUCUCAUUGAUGAAGUUAAGGUGAUUCACUUUGUUUCAGAACAUUUUCAUCUCUUAUAUUCCUAGAUGUUGUAAUAUUGUAGCUCACAAACUUGCUGCUCAUGCUAUUAAAUAUUAGGAUGUUGUAAUAUGGGAUGAAGACGUCCUCCUUGGUUGGAAUUUUCUGCACUGGAUGAAUCCCCUUGAAUUUACUCAAUGAAAAUAUUAUCCUAUUUUUCACCCCGAAAAAAAAUUCAUACUUUGGCCUAAUAAUUAUGCAGUAAAACUAUAUUUAUGUAUGUAAGUUUCCUUUUGUCUGGUUAUAUCAUUGAUGGGUCCUUCCUUAUCAUCACUGUGACUAUUCUUAGGCAUAGAUAGUGACAAUUCAAGCACAUCACCUGAGCUGUAUAGGGAUCUGGUUGCUAUAUAGAGCUUGGCUAAUCUUGAUGCCUCAUGCCCUGCUCUGAGCUCCAAAGUGUUUGGGAAAAAUCCUUUUUCUUUCUUAUUUUUCUUUUCUUUUCUUUUCUUUUCUUUUCUUUUUUCUUUGAACCUUCUCCCAAGUUUGAGCUGCAGAUAUCUUGCACUUAUAGGUCAUCUCUCUCUCUUUCUCUCGCUCUCUCACUCACUCCCACAGAUGGAAAACAAUACUUCAAAACAUCCUCACGUUGUCCUGUUUGCCUACCCUCUGCAAGGCCAUGUAAUCCCAGCCGUCCAUCUUGCCAUAAAGCUUGCAUCAAAGGGCAUCACAGUCACCUUUGUCAACACUGAAGCAGUUCACCACCAGACAGUCAAGUCCCACGCCAUGGAAGAUGAUAAUAUUUUCAAGGGGGUUCUUCAAUCUGGGCUAGACAUACGUUAUGUAACAAUCAACGAUGGCUUCCCGGUCGAAUUCGAUCGAUCUCUCAACCACGACCAGUUUUGGGAGAGUGUUAUACAUGAUUUCCCAGCUCAAGUUGAUGAGCUUCUAGCAAAACUAGUCCUCUCCAACCCACCAGUCAAUUGCUUGAUAUCAGAUACUUUCUUUGAGUGGACAACAAACAUAGCCAAAAAGUAUAACCUAGUCACUGUCUCAUUCUGGACCGAACCAGCUCUGGUCUUCAACCUCUACUAUCACCUAGACCUACUCAACAAAAAUGGUCAUGGUCAUUUUACUUCUCAUGCUAAUCCUCGCCAAGACACGAUCAAUUACAUACCAGGUGUACGCGCAAUUGAACCAAAGGACUUGUCAUCAUACCUUCAACCUAGUGAUUACACUUCACCAAUACACCGGAUCAUAGUCAAGGCCUUUGAGAAAAUUAAAACCGCAGAUUUCAUUCUUUGUAACACAGUCCAAGAGCUUGAAUCUGAGACCAUUUCAGCCUUGCAAGAAAAGCAACAAAUAUAUUCAAUUGGACCAAUAUUUCCCACCGGGUUCACCAAGAGCCGUGUGGCCACAAGCCUGUGGUCCGAGUCAGAUUGCAUCCAAUGGCUCAGCACUAGGUCACGUGGCUCAGUUUUGUACGUGUCAUUUGGUAGCUAUGCUCAUGCUAGCAAAAGAGAAAUCGAGGAAAUAGCCAAUGGGCUUUUGCUCAGCAAAGUUGGUUUUAUUUGGGUACUUCGUCCUGAUAUAGUCAGCUCUGACGAACCCGAAAUCCUACCCUUUGGAUUUGAAGAUGAGAUAAAAGAUCAAGAGCAAGGGUUGAUUGUGCCAUGGUGCUCUCAGAUUGAGGUGAUCUCACACCCUGCAAUUGGAGGCUUCAUAACACAUUGUGGAUGGAAUUCAAUAUUGGAAAGCAUAUGGUGCAAUCUUCCCUUGUUGUGUUUUCCUUUGUUGACUGACCAAUUCACUAAUAGGAAAUUAGUGGUGGAUGAUUGGAGGGUUGGGCUUAAUCUUUGUGACCAAAAACCAAUCACAAAGGAGGAAGUGGCAGAGAAGAUCAGCCAUUUGAUGAGUGGAAAAUCAGCUGAUGAAUUGAGGAGGAAUGUCAAGGAGGUCAGAAAAGCAUUGGAGGGUGCAUUGGCUAUUGGUGGUUCAUCACACAGAAAUCUUGAUCAGUUCAUAGAUGGUGUGAAGGCUAAAGUCCAAGAGAAAACUGGGUUUGGCUUCAACAACACUGAAGUUUCCUAGUUUUUCAAAAAUUCCAAAUACUAUAUUUUGUCGAUUGGAUUUGAUCAAAUUAUAAAUAUAAAAAAUUGUAAGAACAUGGUCUCUAGGUUUUUGUGAAGAAAGUAGUUUUGGUUUGUUUUAUCGAUAAAUUAUGGCCUACUGUGCCUCUUACGUAAACUGUUUGUCCAUCCCAUCCCAUGAAUGGAAAGAUUGCAUUCGGUUUGUCGC
Molecule: messenger RNA, 2576 nt
Organism: Prunus persica (peach)
Lineage: Eukaryota; Viridiplantae; Streptophyta; Magnoliopsida; Rosales; Rosaceae
Product: UDP-glycosyltransferase 86A1
Exons: 2
Coding region: 897-2369 (490 amino acids)
Molecular function (GO): UDP-glycosyltransferase activity
Source: RefSeq, a predicted model, not a curated record